This is a messenger RNA of Microdochium trichocladiopsis, 611 nucleotides long. RefSeq lists its product as uncharacterized. NCBI's taxonomy places the organism in Eukaryota, Fungi, Ascomycota, Sordariomycetes, Xylariales, Microdochiaceae. The transcript has a single exon. The coding region runs from base 94 to 375 and encodes 93 amino acids. The record is from RefSeq and is a predicted model, not a curated record.
GCCUCUGCCAUGGCAUUCCGUCGAUGUCCAGCAUGUCGAGAAAUCCGGUUCUGACUUGCCAUCACAGCAGCAGCAACGCACUCCCAACGCGUCAUGAUAGUCGCCUGUGCUUGGCAAACCCUGUUCCCCAUGCUUCCUGUUAAAGCUUCAAGCCCUUCAAGCCUGCUCCCCAAACCUCUUGCCAAGAGUGCUGGCACUGCCCCAGGUCAUGUCUUUCGUCAGUCUGUCAUCUACUUUUGGCAAGCGCCGAGCCAGCCGCACCAGCUUCUGCAGCGAGACUUCGCCCUCUUUCUGACUACGUACCGAGCCAUACUCAAUCCUCCGUUUGCAGUUGACAACAGGCCGUGCCUGACGAAAGCAUGCUUACCCCCGUGACAUGCUUCUGGUGGCGUCCUCGGUUGUAAUGAGGCUUACAAGGCUGGAUCCAAGAGAGGACACAAUCACCAUCCAGGCUCAGGACCAUUCGAGAUAGACCGAAGGCGCUCAGAGACUUGACCCUCCCCCAAGAUUCACAUCAAAUGCUCCAUCACACGCUUGGGCCGUAUUGACUGAGCGGCAAGAAGCCGCGCGUUAUGGCGUGGGCCAUUUUAGGCAGAGAUAUUCUUUUGCGA